Molecule: messenger RNA, 2056 nt
Organism: Triplophysa rosa
Lineage: Eukaryota; Metazoa; Chordata; Actinopteri; Cypriniformes; Nemacheilidae
Gene: crha
Product: corticoliberin
Exons: 2
Coding region: 1054-1449 (131 amino acids)
Cellular component (GO): extracellular region
Molecular function (GO): hormone activity
Source: RefSeq, a predicted model, not a curated record
GACUAAUAAGUAUUAGCCUAAUAUAAUGAACAACAUAACUACGAUGAUUGUAAUUGUUUUUUAUUGAUGUUCUUCAAAGCAUGCCCCUGCUAUUGUCAUAGUAUGCUAAAUGAGUUUUGUGCAUGUAUAUUAUAAAUAUGGUGUAUUCUGGUACAUGUCGAACAAAUAAAAACAAUACAACGCACUGGUCUGAAAUCUAACUCCUAAACAUUUUAGAUUUAUUUGGUCAUCACAUGCAUAUUUCUCUCUACUGACCGAUUUAUACUGAUGUACCAUCUUUGCGUCUGACAUUGAAUAUUCAGGUACGGCUGUGUAUGAUUUGUUGUAAGAGUUGGUGUAGAUAUUGCCUAAUCUGAUGUAGAUACAAUGAUAAAGGUCAGACAUGUUGACACGUGUGAAAUGCUUGGAUGUUGGCCUAUGUCCCGCACUGUUUGCGACAGAGUUAUCUAUCAGUACAUAUUUUAAGCACAGCAAUAAUCAAAUGUGGAUGAACGAAGUUCCAAGUUUACUAGCAGACACAAGCACCAGCUCUGUCUUGGGUACAAACAUGAAUACAUUUGAAUACAUUUGUUUAUUCAAUGUAAUAUGUCCAUCUUGGUGAUUAUUUUAAUAGGCUAAAGUGUAGGCAAACUGAUUCCACGUUGGAGGACUAGCGGUGCCAACAGUUUGAGCAGAUGGUGAUGCGCUUCUUUAAGCGCAACCCAGUACGUCAUCAGCUUGCUCUCUCAAUUACCGGCACUUGAUUCAGAUUCAUUAACACACAUUAAAAAAAUUAAUCUACAACGUGAAACCAAACACACAAUGUGGAGUGUGAGAGCAAUUUUAUUGCAUUUUCAUGUCGGACUUCCUCGACCCACACAUAGCAAUUUAUUUCGUGACUCAUUCUGGUCCCCCGUCACACAAAUAUACUGUUCGCGCAUGUGCAUCAUGUCAUAUAAAUAUAGCCAAACGGGGCUCGCGCUCCAACGACAGCCCAAGAAAGGUGCGACUGCGCGCGCUUAAUUGCGGACGAACCGUGAAAAUAUUUGAUACCCUCACUGAGAAUUUCCCUCAAUGAAGCUGCACGUGCUGCUCGUGUCUGUCGGUGUUUUCCUCUCGCGCUCCGAGUCCGCUCCUUGGCACGCGUUCACGCAACUGCCGGUUCUGAUGCGCUUAGGAGAGGAAUAUUUCGUCAGGUUGGACAACGGCGUGCCCGACCUGAGAUCACCGCUACGCACCGAGGCGCUUCAGCUGCAGCUUACGCAGAGGCUGUUAGGAGGUAUGGUCGGUAGUGUCGUUAACAGGAUUCCGAACAGCCUAGGGGAGCGCGAUCGCCGGUCCGAGCAUCCGCCCAUCUCGUUGGAUCUGACUUUCCACCUGUUGCGCGAGGUGCUGCAGAUGGCACGAGCCGAACAACUUGCCCUGCGGGCUAGCAACAACCGCAAAAUGAUGGACUUUUUCGGGAAAUAACACAUAUAAGUAUUAUUAUCUACGGUGACCGGGAGGGGACAUGUUCGUUUCACUUAGUUUUGUCGUGGCCACGAUAUAUUACCUCGUGGGAACGUGAUAUGUUGUGGCCACGAGAUGUUACCUCGUGGGAACGCGAUAUGUUGUGGCAACGAGAUCAGCUUGUUGAGGGAACGACAUCCUUUCUCGUGGCCACGACUUUGUAUGUAUUUCUACAUUUUGUUUUGAACUAUACCAUAUGAAAUGACUUUUUCCAUUUGAGUACUCAGAAAGGUGCUAUAUAAAUGUAACAUUUAUACGCAUUUAAGUCGUUUCACAAGAUAAGGAUGUCGUUCCCUCAACAUACUAAGUCAUGGCCACAAGAUAAGAAAGUCGUUCCUUCAACAUACGAAGUCAUGGCCACGAGAUAAGGAUGUCGUUCCCUCAAAAUACAAAGUCGUGGCCAUGAGAAAGGAUGUUGUUCCCUCAACUUAGGAUCUUGAGGGAACGACUUCACAUCACGUGGCCACAACAUAAGGAUGUCGUUACCUCAAUAAGAUGAUCUCGUUGCCACAACAUAAUAUUGCGUUCCCACAAGAUAAUAUCUUGUGGCCACAACAUAUUAUCAUGU